AUUUAUUAGGGUUCCUACCUACAAUUGCAAUCUUUGAAGUAUAUACAGGAUGAAUGAAGGUGCUGGAAUAUGGUGCCCAGUUUUCAACUCAGGGGAUAGAGAAGAGGAUAAUGAUGGUUUUGAAGCUAUAUUUGAAGCCAUGAACAUUACUAAUGUUGUUGGAGGAGACUUUGUAAUGUCUAUUCUGUUAGCAUUACCAGUGAAGUCACUUUUGCGUUUUCAAAGUGUGUGUUCGUCCUGGCAUGACUUGAUCCUCUCCCGCCGCUUCAUCAACAUUCAUCACCAUCGAACCAAUCGCAGCAGCAGCUUGAUAUGUUUCCACAGCAUCAAUGAUGAGAGUGGGAGAACAACCUAUAACAGCGUCUCAGUGUCGUCUGAAGAUGGAAGAACCAUUAUUACCCCUUUAUCUUUACCUCCUCCUACUACUCUUCAUGAAAGACGUAGAAUUUACAUUGCAGACUCUUGUAGAGGCAUGGUAUGCUUUUCCUCUGGAUUGUGCCCUCAUUCAGUGGUCCUCUGGAACAUUGCUACACACAAAUUCACCACUUUCCAUGGCAUUAUUCAUAGAGUACCUCCCAAAAAUCAUAUUACAAUGCGGCCUAAUCGUAUAGCGACUGAUCUAGCUACAGGUUUCACCUUCCUUCCCAUCACCAACGAGUACAAGUUGGUUAGGAUCAUUCUCUACUUAAACCAUUCCGCUUAUAUUAGAAUCACAAGGUGGGAUGACAGUAUGAAAUUCCUCCCAGCAACGGAAAUAGACGUGGAUUUUCCUUACCAGAUCACCCAAUUUGGUGGUCGUUGUCUGAAUGCAAAUGAUGCUAUUCAUUGGUUAGGGCGUAGAAUCGAAGGAGGACGGAGUAUUGUAAUUGCGUUUGAUAUGAUUGAAGACAAGUUCCGAGAGAUCGGUACACCAUUUACCGACGGCAUGGAAUGUUGUAAAUCGUACCACCGGAAGCUUUCACUACUGAAUGACGAUAGACUAGCUAUUUUUGGUUCAUCAUUUAGCGACGAAAAUCAACAAGGUUAUUGUAAUUAUUCCUACACACUUUGGGCUCUAAACGACUAUAGAUGUGCUUCAGAAUGUUGGAGUAAGCAAUACACAUUUGAAACAGAGUAUGACCUGCAGCCCAUGGGUUUUCGUUUUAAUGGUGAAGUUGUGGUCAUUAGAAUGAAGGGAUUGCCAUCAAAAAUGUGUCUCUACGAUAGGCACACCGAUCAAAUUAAAGAUCUUCCAGUCGUUAUUGACAAUAAUAUGUACUACUCGUCAAUCUUCUAUUACAAGGAGAGUCUUGUUCCACUUCCCCCACCACCAUCAAACAACAAUGUUUGUUCUUUCCAAUAUUGCCCUUUUCAAUAUUGCCCUCCAUCCAUUAUAUAUCCUGAUGAUGAUGAAGAAGAAGAAGAAUAGCUUCUAUGUUCAAUUUUUUUAAUACAAACAACUCUUCUUAUUUCCUUAUUUCAUAAUCUUU
Molecule: messenger RNA, 1469 nt
Organism: Solanum pennellii
Lineage: Eukaryota; Viridiplantae; Streptophyta; Magnoliopsida; Solanales; Solanaceae
Product: F-box protein At4g19940-like
Exons: 2
Coding region: 50-1408 (452 amino acids)
Molecular function (GO): protein binding
Source: RefSeq, a predicted model, not a curated record